GCGGUGGUUGUAUAAUCGCAAACAUGUCACGGAAAUUAGUUUAUUUCGACAUAACUGGGUACAGCGAGCCCAUCAGGUAUAUGUUGCACUAUGGCGGGCUGAAGUUUGAUGACGUCAGAUACAACAUGCAGGAAUGGCCGAUCAAAGAGAUCAAGGAUUCUCUACCAUACGGCCAGCUGCCAAUAUACGAAGAAGAUGGCCGGGUCCUCAACCAGUCCAUAGCCAUUGCGCGGUACGUGGCCAGCCAGACCGGUCUAUUGCCGACAGACCCGUGGGAACAAGCAAAGUUAGAUGCUGCCGUGCUGAACAUCUAUGACCUUAUUAAGAAACUUGCGACAUUCUUUUACGCUCAAGACCCAGAAGAGAAGGAGAAACUUAAAAAGCAGGUGCUUGAAGAUGUAGAUUACUACUAUUCUAGAUUUGAGAAAGAAUUGCAUGCGGGUGGUGGAUAUUUCGGUGGAAAGUUAUCCUGGGCAGACUUCAUUUUAGUGAACACUACUGAGCUACUCAACCUACAACUCAAUCAGACAGUAAACACUGAGUACCCUGCAAUAACAGCUCUUAUAUCUGAGAUAUACGCAAACCCAGGAGUCAAGGAGUACUUGGCUAACAAACAAUCUUCCGCUCCUGUCAGUUAAAGUUAAUACAGUAUUUGUAAGUUGUAUGGUAUAUUAAAUGAUUUUUGUAAUUA
Messenger RNA from Ostrinia nubilalis (European corn borer), 691 nucleotides. RefSeq names its product glutathione S-transferase-like. NCBI's taxonomy places the organism in Eukaryota, Metazoa, Arthropoda, Insecta, Lepidoptera, Crambidae. Gene Ontology annotation, biological process: glutathione metabolic process. The record is from RefSeq and is a predicted model, not a curated record. The coding region runs from base 24 to 638 and encodes 204 amino acids. The transcript is spliced from 4 exons. Gene Ontology annotation, molecular function: glutathione transferase activity.